Messenger RNA from Juglans regia (Persian walnut), 774 nucleotides. RefSeq lists its product as uncharacterized. The transcript has 4 exons. Bases 57 to 488 code for a protein of 143 amino acids. The record is from RefSeq and is a predicted model, not a curated record. Lineage: Eukaryota; Viridiplantae; Streptophyta; Magnoliopsida; Fagales; Juglandaceae.
AGUUUCUUGGCUAUAUAUUAGCGUCAUCAAUAUCUAGAGAGGAAGAUGAGACUCCCAUGAGACCCAUGCUUUGCCUCAAUAGCAAGAGUAGCGUAGAUAUCAAAAGCAUCGAAGAAGUGGAGGACUGCUUCAUCUUGGACUUCGACCCAUUUGAGUCCAUCGACCUUACCAAGCUCUCCUUAAACAUUAAUCCAUCUGAUGCUUUUGCUGCUUCUGAUGGCACUAGUGAUCUCUGUGUCAUUGCAGAAAAGGGCCAGGUGGCUUGUAGAGAUUAUCUGCAUUCAAGGCAUCUUUGUGUGGACUUUCCCUUUGAGACAACUCCUCAUGAGAACAACUGUAAGCUGUGUUUUUGUUACGUUUGCGAUUCUGCAACCCCAUGCAAGUAUUGGAAAAAUCUCCAGCUAACACAUUGCAAUGCUUCAAAGCAUGUUGGAGAUUGGACAUACCAAAGGAAGUUGAGGAAACAUACAUCAGCUGAGUUCAAAUAAAAUUGUUCUUGAUUAUUUGUGCCGUACCUCAGUUAAUGGUACAUUACAGAGUAAUAUUAUUUUGUUACUAGGCUGUCAAAAGGAUGCUUAGAAUUUAACCUCUGGGUACUUUAGGUAGGUUUAUGAUUCAUAUAGAAGUAAUCCUUCAAGGCAGAACAUGAGAGUUUUGGGAUGUUCAUUGACAUGUAGAUAUUCUUAGAUAUAUAAGAUGGAGAGAUUUAGUGCCAAAUGAAAGAAAUCCAUUCAGUUCAUUUUUUCAGUGAUUGGAAUAUUUAUGGUCUGCACU